Betta splendens (Siamese fighting fish) is the source of this 1946-nucleotide messenger RNA. It is a transcript of the gene pgp, whose product is annotated as phosphoglycolate phosphatase. The coding region runs from base 442 to 1362 and encodes 306 amino acids. Gene Ontology annotation, cellular component: cytoplasm. Gene Ontology annotation, molecular function: sn-glycerol 3-phosphatase activity. Lineage: Eukaryota; Metazoa; Chordata; Actinopteri; Anabantiformes; Osphronemidae. The transcript has 2 exons. The record is from RefSeq and is a predicted model, not a curated record.
UCAGAGUAAACAAAUUUUAUCUAUUUAAACUAAAUAUUAUAAAAGAGUUACCUAAUGGCGUUAUCGCGACUAGUUUAGCAAUAUUGGCCUUAAAGACACGAACCAAACUUUGGAUCCAGAAAGACACGUGUGGACGUCAGUAUCGUGGUACUGUCGCUUUAAGACAGUGCGGAACUAAGUGGAGAGUUGAUGUAAUACCCGGUGGAAGGUCAGGAUCUCUGGUGCAUUUCAACACUACAUUUAUUAGCAAUCGAUAGAUUAGAGUCGCUUAAAAGGUGCCAGGAAGGUUAAACGGCGCGACCGUGACUCCAGCACCACAGACGCGCAUGACCGCCGGAGGCGACGCCGCCGCUCUCAGUGGGACACGAGACGCACAGUCACGGCGCGUGCGGAGCCGGCGAUCGGAGCCACCGGGGGAGUCAUAGCGGAGAAGACGCCGUGAUGUCUGCGUCCAAGUGCUCGCGCCUGAGCGGGGCGCUCAUCGAGCAGCUGCUGGACUCCGUGGACAGCGUGCUGUUCGACUGCGACGGGGUGAUCUGGCGCGGCGACCAGGCGAUCCCCGGCGCCGCGCAGGUCAUCAACCGGCUCAAGGAGAAGGGCAAGCGCGUCUUCUUCGUCACCAACAACAGCAGCAAGACGCGGCGGAUGUACGCGGAGAAGAUGUCGGGCAUGGGCUUCAACGUGAGCGAAGAGGAGGUGUUCGGGACCGCGUACUGCUCCGCCGUGUACCUGAAGACGGUGUGUCACGUGGAGGGGAAGGUCUACCUGAUCGGCAGCGACGCGAUGAGGCAGGAGCUGGAGGCCAUGGGCAUCCCGCACACCGGGGUGGGGGCCGAUCACAUCGUCGGCAGGCAGGCCGACUGGGCCAACGUGCCUCUGGACCCCGAGGUGAAGGCGGUGGUGGUGGGUUUCGAUGAGCACUUCAGUUACAUGAAGAUGAAUAGAGCCUUCCAGUACCUGAGCCAACGGGACUGUCUGUUUGUGGGAACCAACAGGGACACCAAGCUGCCCCUGGAGGGGGGCAAGGCAGUCCCAGGCACCGGCUGCCUCCUGCAGGCCGUGGAGACGGCCGCCCAGCGCCGGGCCCAGACGGUGGGGAAGCCCCACCGCUUCAUGUUCGACUGCGUGGCCUCCAAGUUCGGCGUGGAGCGCGGCCGCUGCCUGAUGGUCGGCGACCGCCUGGACACGGACAUCCUGCUCGGCUCCAACUGCGGCCUGAAGACCCUGCUCACGCUGACGGGGGUCAGCUCCGUGGCGGACGCCGAGGCCCAUCAGAGGAGCGGCUGCCCGGAGCGCCAGGGGAUGGUGCCGGAUUACUACGUGGACAGCAUCGCGGACCUCCUUCCGGCGCUGCAGGGAUGAGACGUCCGGACCGAAAACCCGAGGAGUCUGGCCACACUCUCACAUGUCGUCUAUGGCCUCUAAAAGGGAAUAUAUUUUGUUACAUUUAACGACCGAGAUUCCAAAAUCAAGACUUGUGAUUUGUUAAACCACAUGAAAACCAUGAUAUAAGUAAUUAGUUAUAGAUCAAAUAUGAACAAUGAUUUCCAGUAUUGUUUGAAUCUAAUUUAAGCGUUUACAAGUAAACAGUGUUUGCUUUUAGAGGAAGAGGUGCACUGUUCUUUGAAAGAACUCUUGCUCAGUCUGUGACACAAUCUCCCAAACUCAAGUCAAAAAAAAGGGAAGAGAAAUAAGUGUCUAGAGUUUCACAAGACGUGUGUUCAGGUUUAAAGCACUAGACAUAGAAUCAGGGAAUGAGGGGAGAAGGCACUGAACUGCUUUUGCUGUUGCUCUGUGUGUUUUAAGUAGAGAGUGAAUGUUGUCACAGCCCAAUGGCGAAUAAGUGCAAGUCAUCCACACAAUAGAUUUUUCUUUCUUUCUAAAUGUCCCCAUAAACAAUGGAUAUAAUGCUCAGAUGUGUAAUAAAACAAACUAUCUUAACGAAA